AUGGAGGACUUCAUCGUGAUCUCGGACGACAGCGGCUCCGAGAGCUCCGGGGGGACCCGCUCGGGCCGGGCGCGGAGGCUCCGCCGGGCCCUGUCCCGGACCACUGGCGCGCUGCCCCGCCGGACCGUGGACUUCAUUGACUUAACUAGAGAAACCAGACCAAGGGCAAAGGAUCGCAAUGGACUCUGUGUGAUUGACCUAACAGGAUCUGAGGAAGAAAAUAGACCUAUUGCCACUCUUGACUUGACUCUAGAACCUGUUGCUCCUUCCCAGAAAGAGCCAGCCAGUCUUCAAGCAUGUGCCAGCCUCUCCAGCAAAGAGGUGAUGGAAGGGCGGGUAGACAGAAGCUCUCGGCCUGCAGCAUGGAGAAUCAUUAACAGUGAUCCUGUGGAUUUGGACCUUUUGGAAGAAACUGCAUUUGAAGGUCCCCAGCCCCCUAUGUCCAUCAGUGGGGACUCUGUUUAUCCAGGAGAGCCGAAUUGUAGCUCAACCAUAUUCAAAGAUGACCUCGGCUUCUUGGCAAGCCUACAGCUAUCUUCAGAUAUUCACUGCCUCCCCGCAACAAGCAAUAAUGGUAGCCGUAGCAAUCAAAGGGCACCCUUGCCAUGCCCACAGCAAGAUGUGCCUUGCCCUCCACAAGCCUUGCCAUGCCCACUGCGAGCCUCACCAUGUCCACCACGAGCCUCCUCAUGCCCACCGCGAGCCUUGUCAUGCCCAUCACAAACCAUGCAGUGCCAACUACAAACUUUGCCUCACCCACCUCAAGAAGGGCCAUGCCCUCCUCAAGAUGUGCCAUGCCCUCAGAAUGUGCCAUGUGCUCAGCAGAAUAUGCCAAGUCCACCUCAAGACUCAUCAUGGCAACUUCAACACUCACAAAGCCCACCUCAAGACUCACUGGGCCUACCUCAAGAUGUACCAGGCCCACCUCAAAACAUAACAUAUCCACAAGAUGUGGCACACCUGCAAGACAUGCCACAGUCACCAGGAGAUAUGCUACAAUCAUCAGGAGACAUGCCACAAUCAUCAGGAGACGUGCCCCAGUCACCAAGAGAUGUGCCACAGUCACCAGCAGAUGUCCUACAGUCACCAGCAGAUGUGUCACAGUCACCAGCCAAUGUAGCACAGUCACCAAGAGACACGCCACCGUCACCAGGAAGUGUACCACAUUCACCUGGAGAAGUCCCACACUUAUCAGGAGAUGUGCUACAUUCACCUGGAGACAUGUCAUGCUUGCCAGAAGACAUACCACACACACUUAGAGACUUGCCUCAUUUACCAAAACUCAGGCCUGACUCUCCGCAAAAUGAUGUACAGAACCAUGACACCCCUAUGGAUGUCUCAGCUCCAUCCUCUCCAAGCUGCUCUCCCAGCCCACAGUCUGAAACUUCCGUAGAGAAAGUUCCUUGGCUCUCUGUCACAGAAACUCCAGCCAGAAAAGAGAUAUCACUGUCAGAGCCUGUCAACCCCGGAUCUGCCCAGGUGCAAGCACAAACACCACAAGGUGGGUUGUACAACAGACCAUGCCUGCAUAGACUGAAGUACUUCUUACGACCUCCGGUGCAUCACCUCUUCUUCCAGACACUAAUACCAGAUAAAGACACAAGAGAGAACAAGGGUCAAAAAUUAGAACCUAUCCCUCAUCGAAGACUAAGGAUGGUAGCAAACACCAUUGAAGAAAACUUUCCCCUGGGGACUGUGCAGUUUUUGAUGGACUUUGUGUCACCCCAGCAUUACCCACCCAGAGAAAUUGUGGCUCACAUCAUCCAGAAAAUCCUGCUCAGUGGCUCUGAGACUGUGGAUGUUCUAAAGGAGGCCUACAUGCUUCUCAUGAAAAUUCAACAGCUACAUCCAGCUAAUGCCAAGACAGUGGAGUGGGACUGGAAGCUGCUCACUUAUGUCAUGGAGGAAGAGGGACAAAAUCUGCCUGGGCGAGUCCUUUUCCUACGUUAUGUAGUACAAACCCUGGAAGAUGAUUUCCAACAGAUCCUGAGGAAGCAGCGACAGCACCUGCAGCAAUCUAUUGCAAGCACUGUGCUAUCCUGUGACAAGCAACCCCACAAUGUCAGGGAUGUCAUCAAGUGGUUGGUCAGAGCAGUAACUGAAGACAGAUUAACUCAGUCCCCAAAGGAGAAUCAAACCUCUCCAGGAGCAGGAAUCUUGAAGGCCAGCAGUAGCCACCCUUCUCCCCAACCUAACCUGACAAAGAACACCAAUCAGCUGAUUGUAUGCCAGCUGCAGAGGAUGCUGUCCAUAGCCGUAGAGGUGGAUAGGACCCCCACAUGCAGCUCCAAUAAAAUUGCUGAAAUGAUGUUUGGGUUUGUGCUGGACAUUCCUGAGAGGAGUCAGAGAGAGAUGUUCUUUACAACCAUGGAGAGCCACCUUCUGCGCUGCAAAGUGCUGGAAAUCAUAUUCCUCCACAGCUGUGAGACACCCACCCGCCUGCCCUUGUCUCUGGCCCAGGCCCUCUAUUUUCUGAACAAUUCCACAUCACUGCUCAAGUGUCAGUCGGAUAAAACCCAGUGGCAGACAUGGGAUGAACUGGUUGAGCAUCUACAGUUUCUGUUAUCCAGUUACCAACAUGUUUUAAGAGAGCACUUACGGAGUUCAGUGAUCGAUCGAAAAGACUUAAUAAUCAAAAGGAUUAAGCCCAAGCCCCAGCAAGGAGAUGACAUCACAGUGGUGGAUGUGGAGAAACAGAUCGAGGCCUUCCGCAGCCGCCUGGUCCAAAUCCUGGGGGAGCCGCUCGUCCCGCAGCUCCAAGACAAGGUGCACCUGUUGAAGCUCCUGCUUUUCUAUGCCGCAGACCUGAACCCUGACGCAGACACCUCUCCACAGGCCUGGAGCAGACCCUGA
Molecule: messenger RNA, 2853 nt
Organism: Lipotes vexillifer (Yangtze River dolphin)
Lineage: Eukaryota; Metazoa; Chordata; Mammalia; Artiodactyla; Lipotidae
Gene: SIMC1
Product: SUMO interacting motifs containing 1
Exons: 10
Coding region: 1-2853 (950 amino acids)
Molecular function (GO): SUMO polymer binding
Source: RefSeq, a predicted model, not a curated record